Messenger RNA from Esox lucius (northern pike), 2887 nucleotides. RefSeq lists its product as uncharacterized. The record is from RefSeq and is a predicted model, not a curated record. Lineage: Eukaryota; Metazoa; Chordata; Actinopteri; Esociformes; Esocidae. The coding region runs from base 627 to 1217 and encodes 196 amino acids. The transcript has 3 exons.
GUGGGGCCGGGCGCCAGUAAGGGUCCUUAAUGGGCUGUGCUGUCAGAUCUACAGCCUCUCCAGCCCUAAACAUCAUCUCUCUCUCACUCUCUGUCUCUCUGUUUGUCUCUCUCUCUGUAGGUCAUCAUUGACAUUUUAGUUUGACAUUACUAAGAGUUUUUCAUGUGAGCCUCUGGAUAUUAAUGAAAAAUGUGUUUCUAUUUUAAAGUGAAUGAGUGGAUACUCUCUCAUCGUUUCUCUUCUUUUCAUCAUCCAACUUGGAAGCAAUAAAAGGAAAAUACAAUUUCAUCGAUUUUUUCAGUCUUUUCACUAGCUGAAGAAAAUGGAACUAUUUGGGAAUGCUUUUCAGCUUUAACUCUCCUUUGACUUCAGCGGCAUUCCUCAUUUGAUUGCUCUUCGAAUCCCAUCAAACCCAUGUGGACCUAGGAAGUACACUCGGAAUGGGAGCUUGUUCCAUGGAACAAGACCAGGCAGAGCAAGCUGAACGGGGGCUAGGGUUUUUUCCCAGGGGGUUCCACUGGGAAGACUGACCAUAUUAUCUGUCCCCAGUGAUCCCAUGGAGAGGCGGAAGCAUUCCCUAAAGCACAGAUAUUAACACACACCUCAGCCCCGAAGAUCCUGUAGCGAUGCCGUCCCUCCACCACGUCGCCAUCUUCAUCGGAGUCUUUCUCAUUGUCACCGGCGGCUCCACAGCCUUCCUCACCUCCUCACAGAGCCGCCUUCAGGCGUUCUCUCUGUGCUGUGUGGUGUUGGGAGCCGUCAUGCUGAUUCUGGGGCUGUUUUGGGGCAUGAACAACCGGAACCACGUGGACUACAGCCAGGGAGACUACCCCAACAUCCCCCACCAGGGGGAACAUCCCAACUAUCCCUACCCACACCCAGAGCUCAGUUACCCUGGUCGAUACGGCCAUCCAAACCUGACCCACAUCCUCUUCAGCCCCCCGCCAGCUCCAGGCAGCCACUUUCCAGGGUCCCAGUCAGCCCUACUGCAUAGGAAUGAGCCCCUGCGUCGAGGGGUAUAUGGGGCCGAUGAUGUGGACUACCCCCCACUCAGCCCCCCCUCCAGGUACCCCCACUGCCUGGGUCCCCCACCUCCAUAUGAGGUUGCCAUCAAGACCACCUGUAGCUCCACCCACUUGCGGCGCUCCUACUCAGACACACAUCUGGCCUCUGAGCCCCUGUUUGGCCGAUCAAGAGAGAUCAGCUUUGAAGUAUGAGGCAACAUCAGACAGGCCCACGCACUGCCUCCACCAACCAGACUGGAGGAGAGAUACUGUGGCCACACCCCAUUCUCAGGCUCUGCAUAUUCCCUGUCAGCUCUCAUCAAGAAACAGGAGUAGGAGACUUACAGCAACACCUAAACUUUAGGCAACCGUCUUCAAAGACCUGUAGUUUAGCAUGUUUUCACAAGCUGCCUUGAAAAUGAGACAUUUUAAUAUCUUUCAAAUAUUUUACCUUUGCUUGCUUGAGUUUUCAGGGGGGAAAUGAACUGGUGAAAUAACCCAAAAUUGCAAACCACACCCAAUGUCCACAGUGCCUCUCCCUAAUUCCGCUAGUUCUGUAUAUUAUAUGCAUGUAUAACAUACAACGUAAACAACUGUUUAAUUAUGUAAAGUGAAUGUGUCUAUAAGGACAUCUAGUGGUCAGUCGACCUGCAGCAACCAGACUAUCAAAGUCCUGCAAAUAUUGCAUUGUCCUAAAGCAGUAAGUCCAAUCCUCACUACUGAAGACCCUGUCCAGCUUGACAGAGAAUUCAAAUACUACAAAAAACUGUCCAGUUGUGUGGAUGAUUAUACAACAUUUGCACCAAACAUUCACCAGAUGUUGCAAGAACCUUUCCAGAAUGCAUUAUGUCAGUUAAAGUGUAUGAAUACGGCCUUUACGUACAGUGGUUACUUUGGUGAAUAACGUACCCGCCGAGUCAAGGGAGAGAUUACAAUGGUUUAUUGAAUAAUUACGCAGUAAGUGUAUUUUCUUUGGUUAGUGUACUCGUCUCAGUAAGGAAAUGGAAAUACACACUCAUUUCUACAGGGUGCGUAACUUCCCGGAAUUCGACUGAGUAUCUUUGGCUAAUUAUGCCGCAAGCUUUGACAGAACGUGACUUCCUGUGACAUACAAAACUAUGUUCUCUUGUUUCUGAACACAUUUAACUCAAAGCGUACAGUCAUACGAUAUUCUCCCAAAAGGUUCCCAAAAUGUUUAAUAGAAAUGAUUUAAAACAUAAGAACGUGUUCUUAGUCAUACUUACCUGAUAAAAUAAUGGCUAAAAUAAAACAUUACUCUAUUGUUUGCCCUGAACAGUUCUCUGAUGGCUGUUACAGAUGUUGUGCACACUAUUUUAGUAAAAGUUUUGUUCCUGAAGAAAAAUUUAUUAAAAAGAAAAAGAAACAUUGAGUUGAAAAAGUACUCCCAUUUGUUACCUCUAUGCAUUAAUCCUAUCCAAAAGCCAAAGUUGGGAUAACUUUGUCUAAAACUGGGCCGUAAUGACCUACGCCUGCUCUGCCACCAUGUUAUCCAUCCCAACACAUCCUCAGGAGAGACUCAGGUUGAGAAUAGCAACAGACUACACAAGAUCCAUCCAGAUGUAGCCUCUCCUUGGCUGGCAUGUAUUCACUUCAUCAUGUUCUAAUGAUGGUACCUAAUAAAUGCACAUGCAAAUAUGUUUAUCUGCAAGCCAUACAAAUGCUGGACACUUCACCUGGUUUGGGCACCUACCUAUAGACACAUACACACACAAUAUUUGAGUAAAUAAAUUAUUGGUAGUGCGUUCUAUUAUUGUUAUUUAUUUUGAACUUAUUUGUAUUUGUUUCUAGCAGUGUAGAAGACUUGGGCAGUGUCGAUUGCAUUGUGAAUCCUAUGCAUAUGACUAAUAAAAACCUUGAACUUG